AUGUGGAUCAUUUCAUUCUGGGUCUUCCCUCUCAUAUCGGCAUGCGUGUGGGUUGCCAUGUUGAUUGCCAUGCUCGCUGUAUGGGCCAGAGAAGGCGAACCGAUCUAUAGUUCAGAGGAAUCUGGCCAGACCGUUGCAUACAUCUCCGAUAUUGGUGCCUCGGGCCUAAAACCGCUCUUCAUCGCCGGUAGUGUGGUGACUGUCGUCUUCCUGGACUUGGCUUUCUUGGCUGAGCGCUGGCUGCGUCACGCUGGCCAGCUUGUGUCGAACCGCGGCUGGUUCGAUAAGCUGUGUGCGUGUUUCUCGAUCUUCUUCGCCAUUGCUGGCGCGCUUGGCUUGAUUCUGCUCUCCAUUUUCGAUACCAAGCAUUAUCCGAAGAGACACGAUGGCUUCCUGGUCAUGUUCAUUGUUGGAUACGUUGUCAGUGCCAUCUUGAUUUGCGCCGAGUACCUUCGCCUGGUUAUCUUCUAUCGUUCUCAGCACCGCAUCCUGUUGAUCAGCUUCGUCAUCAAGCUCUGCUUUAUUAUCAUCGAAGUCGGCCUCGCCAUCGGUUUUGGAGUCUGCAUGGGAAGCAAUGACAAAUCGAAGAAGAAUCCCGGUGCCAUCCUCGAGUGGGUCAUUGCCUUUGUCUUCACCGGAUAUAUCCUCUCCUUCGUGGUCGACCUGCUGCCCUCUGUCCGCACUCGCAACCACGUGCCUCAGGGUGAGAAGCGCAGCGUCAUGUCCCAUGGAGAUGAUGGGUCUCACAACGUGUCGCUGGAGGAGCCCUUGACAUACGACUCGCAAGGACCCAACUAUUAUCGUGGCCAGCGCACCUAA
Molecule: messenger RNA, 819 nt
Organism: Penicillium maclennaniae
Lineage: Eukaryota; Fungi; Ascomycota; Eurotiomycetes; Eurotiales; Aspergillaceae
Product: Frag1/DRAM/Sfk1 family protein
Exons: 4
Coding region: 1-819 (272 amino acids)
Cellular component (GO): plasma membrane
Source: RefSeq, a predicted model, not a curated record